Molecule: messenger RNA, 2358 nt
Organism: Trichoderma virens Gv29-8
Lineage: Eukaryota; Fungi; Ascomycota; Sordariomycetes; Hypocreales; Hypocreaceae
Exons: 5
Coding region: 1-2358 (785 amino acids)
Biological process (GO): methionyl-tRNA aminoacylation
Molecular function (GO): methionine-tRNA ligase activity; acyltransferase activity, transferring groups other than amino-acyl groups; ATP binding
Source: RefSeq, a predicted model, not a curated record
AUGGUCGUGACAGAUGUGCUCAAGCGUUGGCAGCAAAUUAAAGGCAAAGAAGCUUACAUGUGUACGGGAACGGAUGAGCACGGAAUGAAGAUUCAGAGAGCUGCCACCAAGAAUGGAAUGGAACCAAAAGAGUUUUGUGAUGUCAACUCAAGCAAAUUUCGAGAACUGGUGGCUGCGGCAAACAUCUCAAACGACUUCUUCAUCCGGACGACUGACCAGGAACACAAGGACGCAGUAUCUCAGUUCUGGCUGCAUCUGAAACAUGCGACGCCUGAAAGCUUGGGGCUGUAUAAAGGUUCUCAUGAAGGAUGGUAUUGCGUGAGCGACGAGUGCUUCUAUCCCGAGGACUUGGUACGACCCAGCAUUGCGCCCCAAACCGGAAAGAAGAUCAUGGUGAGCACUGAGACGGAUAACGAGGUGGAAUGGAUCAAGGAGGAAACUUGGUUUUUCCCCUUGACCAAAUACAAAGACGCCUUAUUGAAGCUAUAUGAUGAGAACCCUGACUGGAUCAAGCCAGCCCAUCGAAUGGCAGAAGCGAGAGACUGGAUAGAAAACCAUCUUGAGGAUUUAUCCGUUACCAGGCCCGCCUCCAGGCUUAACUGGGGUAUACCAGACCCCGAGGAUAAGAGCCAGACCAUCUAUGUCUGGGUCGAUGCUCUUAUCAACUACAUUACCAAGGCCGGGUACGGAAGCAAGUGGCACUCGGCAAAGGAAGACAUGGGGCUCUGGCCGGCCGACCUCCAGGUUAUUGGAAAAGAUAUUCUGCGUUUCCACACCAUCUACUGGCCUGCCUUGCUCCUUGCUCUGGGCCUGCCUAUUUCAAAAGGGUUCCUUUGCCACAAUCACUGGACCAUGUCUAACCGCAAGAUGUCAAAGUCAUUGGGCAACGUUGUCAACCCCAUCUUCGCCAUCCAACGAUGGGGCAUUGAUCCCCUACGAUACUUCCUCAUGAGAAACGCUAGUCUCCACAAGGAUAUGAGCUAUUCUAACCAGCUGAUUGGCACCAUCUACGUUAAAGAGCUGCAGGCAAACAUUGGCAACCUCUUUUACAGAAUCGCGAAGCCAAAAGCAUCCGUCAGAUGGUCGACUCUCGAAGCUGUGACCGCCUAUCGCAACGGAGAAUUGAAUAUCUGGGCUGAAAAACAUAGCCCGAGUGAUGCCGAUGCGACUUACUUCAGCUUGGAAGGCCACUUGGCCGAAAAGCCUGUGGCUUUCGCCAAAGAAAUGGAUGACUAUGACACGAGCGGCGCAAUUCGCGAGAUUUUCGAAUUGCUGAGAGAGACAAAUCGCUACGUUACAGAUACCAAGCCCUGGGAUCUAGUCAAACUUCAAGAUGCAGAGUCUCGGGUGCUGCUCAACUGGGUCAUCUUUAACAGCGCAGAAGCAUUGCGUAUUGCCGGCAUCCUGCUUCAGCCCAUCAUGCCCACUAAGGCCUCAGAAUUGUUGGAUGCUUUAGGAGUUCGGUCUGAUAGGCGCACCAUUGAGUUUGCCGCCAAGGGGAAGGAUGCUGAUUACGGUACCGAGUCCAAACCAGUAGAGCCAGGACCUCGAAUGAGCAAAUGGGACACUAUUUUCCCACCAACGCCUAGCGCAGACCUCUCAGAUGACGAGCUGGUAGAGCACUUGAGGGUGGCAUUGCUGGAUAAGACUAGAAAUAAGAUGAACCAGAUGGCUGAACUGCUGGCCAUGGAGGCGCGGAUGGCGGUUUCAACAAACAGAGCCUUGCUGGUGCCAUAUGAAGCCCACCAUGUGCUCACUUAUCACGACUGGAUGAAAGACCCGGCCAUACAAGAAGCAACUGCAUCAGAGCCCAUGACCUUGGAAGAAGAAUAUGAAAACCAACAAUCAUGGCGGACGUCUCAUGAUAAGCUGACCUUUAUUGUAUGCGAGCCAUUGAGCGGGGAGCGAAGCAAUGAGAAUGGUGAAUCACAAAAAAUCACAGCUCAAGUCGACGAUUCACCCGAUAAAAUGAGAGGAGACAUCAAUUUUUUCCUAUAUCUAGAUGACGAGGACGAUGACGAGGCUGCUGGACCGCGGGAGAGCAGCACGAUACGCUUGACCGGCGAAGUAGACGUCAUGAUAGCGAAUACACAGCACCGCGGGAAAGGUGUGGGAGAAGCCGCAGUGCGUUCGAUAUUGACGUACAUACGGAAACACUUGCCAGAAAUACUGAAAGAAUACGCACAAGGCGAGAAGCUGGACGUGGAGAAGAUACAGCUGGUUGGAUUGAUGGCCAAGAUUAAGCAGGAGAAUGUUGGAAGCAGGGGCCUGUUUAAGAAGCUGGGAUUCAGGCAAGAGGGAGAGGCGAAUUACUUUGGGGAGGUGAAGAUGGUGAUGGAUUGGAUUCGCUUUGUGUGA